Molecule: messenger RNA, 6364 nt
Organism: Gambusia affinis (western mosquitofish)
Lineage: Eukaryota; Metazoa; Chordata; Actinopteri; Cyprinodontiformes; Poeciliidae
Gene: mapk8ip3
Product: mitogen-activated protein kinase 8 interacting protein 3
Exons: 33
Coding region: 699-4805 (1368 amino acids)
Biological process (GO): vesicle-mediated transport
Cellular component (GO): cytoplasm
Molecular function (GO): kinesin binding; MAP kinase scaffold activity; signaling receptor complex adaptor activity
Source: RefSeq, a predicted model, not a curated record
GACGGCGUGACGUGGGGCUGACUCGGUCAGCUGGCUCCUCCAUCUGAACGGCAGGGAGAGCCUCUCCCAAAGGGAGACAUCACCAUCAACGCCCGACGCAGCUUCACCGGCGGCCCGCCGGAAGAGGAGAAAAACAUGGGCGGAACGCGGCUGUAGUGGCGGAUCGGGCCCCAGCGGCAGUCGGGAGACGCGGAUUAUUUAUUCACCUAUUUAUUUAUUUAUUUAUUUCCCCCGCCAGUGUAAUGGCAGGGGUCCAUGGCUGCGGCUGCUGAGAAGCAGGUGCAACAUCAUCGUCGGAGGCUUUUCGUUCCUCGGCAUGGGCUGGGAAAGGGCCGAACCCCAGGCUGGAUCACUCCGUGGGAAGGGGCCAAAGGCUGGGCCGCGGCUGGGGCCCACAGCCUGCUAAGACUACAACUGAUAAACGCUCUGUGAAUAUCAGCGUAUUUUAUCCAAUAUGGCCCUUUUACAGCUCAAGGUUAUCCGCACACAGCAGCACGCGUAACCGGCGCAUCUGCAGAACAUGGAAUAAGCGCUUCCCGCAGCCUGUUGGAGGAGAGACUCUAAUAAAAUACCCUCUAUUUCCCACCCUAAGUGCUGACUGGGUCAAAACACUGUGACAGUCCAGCCUUACAGGCCUGAACAUUUUUUUUGUGUGGCUUAUAUAGUCUUGUUUGGAUAAACAGAGUGCAGCUGCCAAGAUGAUGGAGAUAGACGAGGUGGUGUACCAGGACGACUACGGCUCCGGCACCGUGAUGUCGGAGCGGGUGUCGGGCCUGGCCAACAGCAUCUACCGGGAGUUCGAGCGGCUCAUCCACAGCUACGACGAGGAGGUGGUGAAGGAGCUGAUGCCGCUGGUGGUCAACGUCCUGGAGAACCUGGACGCGGUGCUCACCGAGAACCAGGAGCACGAAGUGGAGCUGGAGCUGCUGAAGGAGGACAACGAGCAGCUCAUCACCCAGUACGAGCGGGAGAAAGCGCUGCGUAAGCAGGCGGAGGAGAAAUUCAUUGAAUUUGAGGACAGUCUGGAGGCAGACAAAAAGGAGCUGCAGAUGCAGGUGGAGGUUUUGGAGCUUCAGGGGAAGCAGCUGGAGCUGAAGACGAAGAACUACUCCGACCAGAUCACUCGUCUUGAGGAGCGCGAAGCAGAGAUGAAGAAGGAGUACAACGCUCUUCACCAGCGCCACACCGAGAUGAUCCAGACGUACGUGGAGCACAUAGAGCGGUCCAAACUGCAGCAAGCAGGGAGUAACAGCCAAUCAGAAGGCCCCGGCUGUGGACGAACUCAACGCCACACAUGGAGGAAAAGCAAAGCAGAGCGCCCGCCGUCGCUGAGCCUGUACCCUGGUGGCGAGGGGAUGGUACGUGGGGGUCACGGGGGGGCUAGGAUGAUGCCCGGGAAAGACAUCUGGCAGGAGGACGAAUCAGAGUCCGACUCGGUUGCAGCCACACCCAGCAGCACAGGAAGCAAGUCCAACACACCCACCUCCUCUGUCCCCUCCGCCACCAUCACCCCCAUCAACGAGGGCUUCCCCCCGCACUGCGACUUCGACAUGAUGCGCGCCGGGAACCGCAGGAAAGGCGCCAAGCGUCUCAGUCGCAACAUGGAGGUGCAGGUUUCCCAGGAAACCAGGAACGUCAGCAUCGGUAUGGGAAGCAGCGACGAAUGGUCCGAAUUUCAGGAAAUAAUCGACUCCACCCCAGAGCUGGAGAUGGGAAUGGAUUCCAGGGUUUAUGGAGGUGGAAACAGUCCUUCUCAGGGGAUUGUUAACGAGGCAUUCGGCAUCAACACGGACUCACUGUACCACGAGAUCAAAGACGCAAAGUCGGACAUCAUCGGGGACGUCGACGCCGGUGCCGAGCUGCUGGGCGAGUUUUCAGUCCGUGACGAUUUCUUCGGGAUGGGAAAGGAGGUGGAAAAUCUUCUGACGGAGAACAAACAGCUUCUAGAGACCAAAAACGCUCUGAACAUUGUAAAAAACGACCUUAUCGCCAAAGUGGACGAGCUGUCGAGUGAGCAGGAGGUGCUGAAGGAGGAGCUGGAGGCGGUGAGGCAGUCCAAGAACAAGGUGGACGCCAGAAUCAAGGAGCUGGAAGAAGAAAUCAAGAGGUUAAGAGCAGAAGCAUCUCGGGACUCCAAAGACGAAGUUGGUGAUGACUAUUCGUCGCCCAUGCAGGACGGGGACAUGUCGAUGACCCAGCGGCGCCGCUUCACUCGGGUGGAGAUGGCCCGAGUGCUGAUGGAGCGGAACCAGUACAAAGAGAGGCUGAUGGAGCUGCAGGAGGCGGUGCGAUGGACAGAGAUGAUCAGGGCUUCUAGGGAGAGUCCUCCCAUCCAGGAGAAGAAGAAGUCCACCAUCUGGCAGUUCUUUGCACGCCUCUUCAGCUCCUCGUCCAGCCCUCCUCCAGUCAAGCGACCUUACUCCAGCGUCAACAUCCACUACAAGUCGCCCUCGCCGGCGUUCAACCAGCGGCGCAGUCACACCAUGUGCCAGAUCUCCACCUCCAACCGCACGCUGGAGUUCUUCCCUGAAGAACUGGCCAGUAACGGUGUUGCGUCUCUCCUCAGUGACUCGGCGCUGAUGGCGCGCCGAGAGCAGCGGCGUGAGCAGUACAGGCAGGUGCGAGAGCACAUGCGCCGCGACGACGGCAUCAUGCAGGCCUGCGGCUGGAGCGUGCCAUCUCGCCUCAAGCAGACUGGUGGUCAGACGGACGGCGCUAAGGACAGCCCGCUGAAGAGACAACAGACCAAUGAGAAAGAGGAUAACCGCAUGAAGAAUGUGCCUGUUCCGGUGUACUGUCGCCCUCUGGUGGAGAAAGACCCCAACAGGAAGUUGUGGUGUGCAGCAGGAGUCGACCUGACAGGAUGGAGAGUCAGCAGCCAGGAGGUGGCGCCACCCAAAGCACCAUCAGGCAGUGGUGACCCCCUGCAGACUGAGGAGGACCGAGCGGACAAGAAGAACGCGUCCCCUGAGAAGAGGAAGUCUAAGGAGCUCCAGGAGACAGACAGCAUGAACAGUCGAGUGUGGAUCCUCACCAGCACCCACUCUGCCAGCAAAGUGGUCAUCAUCGACGCCAACCAGCCUGGUUCUCUGGUCGACCAGUUCAACGUCUGCAACGCACACGUGCUCUGUAUCUCCAGUGUGCCAGGUCAAAUGGAAAACACCAUUUUAUUCCUGAUUGUUUUAUAUUUAAACGUGAAAGUAAGUUGGGGUUUUUUUGCUGCUCGUGUAUUUCUGGUUUCUCCAGCUGCCAGCGAGAGUGAUUAUCCAGCAGGAGAAAUCGUGUUGGAUCCAGGUGAUGGAGGAGCAGGAGGAGGAGAGGACAUGGGAGGUGUGGAGGGCAUGUUGGCUGGCAUCACGCUGGUUGGCUGUGCCACGAACUGCAGUGUUGCCCGUAGCAACUGUUCCUCGCGUACAGACACACCCAUAGUGGAUAAAGGACAAGCCCCCGCUGCUCCCCCCAUGAACGGAAAGAUUCACGCCGCCCAGUCAGCCGAGGAAGCCACGGAGGCCACGGAGGUUUCCGAAUCCACGGCCAGCCACCCGGAGAUGGGGUCCGGACGCCCGGGGCCCUUCACCGAGCACGUCUUCACCGAUCCUCAGCCUCGUCCGGCAGAUGAUAGGAGCGCGGGCCAGUCCAAAGAGGAAAUGUCUCAGCCUGCAGAGACUGAGGAAGGAGGGGAAGAAACCAAAAACUACACCAGCGUGGCCCCCACCAUGUGGCUCGGGGCGCAGAACGGCUGGCUUUAUGUCCACUCUGCCGUCGGAAACUGGAAGAAGUGUCUCCACUCCAUCAAACUCAAAGACUCGGUUCUCAGUCUGGUGCACGUGAAAGGUCGUGUGCUGGUCGCCCUCGCUGACGGGACGCUCGCCAUAUUCCACCGAUCAGAAGACGGCCUGUGGGACCUGUCCAACUAUCACCUCAUGGACCUCGGCCGGCCUCAUCACUCCAUCCGCUGCAUGGCGGUCGUCCACGAUAAGGUCUGGUGCGGCUACAAGAACAAGAUUCAUGUCAUUCAGCCCAAAAGCAUGCAGAUCGAGAAGUCGUUCGACGCCCACCCCCGGAGGGAGAGCCAGGUGCGGCAGCUGGCCUGGAUCGGUGACGGCGUGUGGGUCUCGAUCCGGUUAGACUCCACCCUGCGUCUGUACCACGCGCACACGCACCAGCACCUCCAGGAUGUGGACAUUGAGCCGUACGUCAGCAAAAUGUUGGGUACCGGCAAGCUGGGAUUCUCUUUUGUGCGGAUCACGGCCCUGCUGAUUGGUGGAAACCGUCUCUGGGUGGGGACAGGAAACGGCGUGAUCAUCUCCAUCCCGCUGACAGAGACGGUGGUUCUUCACCGGGGACAGCUGCUGGGGUUGAGGGCCAAUAAAGUGUCUCCUACGUCCUCCGGCGGUGUGAUCCAUGUGUACGGCGACGACAGCUCUGAGAAGAGCACCGGCAGCUUCAUCCCCUACUGCUCCAUGGCCCAAGCGCAGCUGUGUUUCCAUGGACACCGUGAUGCUGUCAAGUUCUUCGUAUCCGUACCAGGUAAUGUUUUGGCCACCUUAAACGGCAGCGUUCUGGACAGUCCAUCCGAAGGUCAGAGCACCGCAGCACCCACAGAGACCGAGGCGCAGAGUGUUCAGAACGUGCUGGUGCUGAGCGGAGGAGAGGGCUACAUCGACUUCCGCAUAGGUGAUGGGGAGGACGAUGAGACGGAGGAAGCUGAGAGCGGCGGCGGGGCUUCGCAGAUGAAACCUGCUUUGAGCAAAGCUGAGCGAAGCCACAUCAUCGUCUGGCAGGUGUCCUAUGUGCCGGAGUGACGCCUAAAUCUGCUGUAGCAGUACACCUGAACAUCUCAUUGAAGAAAUCUCCCUCUCUCCUCCCCCUGCCCACAGAAGCUUCAAGCCACUAAAACUUUGUAAUUAUUCCCUGCUCAUGUAAAAGUUUCCUUCUGGCUCUGAAAAAGAAUAAACCCUUCAAGCUGCGCAUCUUUCCUGGUAACUAUUAAACCCCCCGCUACCCCACCACCUUUUAACUUUAAUGCCUUGUAAGUACCUCCUUUGGCCUAGUUAUCUGCUUGCCAUCCUGUGUCUGUCCCACACAGGGCAUUGUAACCAUCAUCAUAAGCCUUGUAACUACCUCCCUUCUCUGUAACCACCAAAUACUCACCCUGUAAGCACACCUUAUCUCUGAUAUUCAGUCUUGGUUGCAUCGGGCCCAGAGCUCCUAAUAAUUUUUGCCAUUAAGUUUGCUAUCUAUGGAAACUUAAAUCUAAAAACAAAAGCAAGAAAGGAGAGCAACAUAUACAGCAAUGUGAUGGUAGAUGAAGUUGGAUUUUCCAAAAAAAAAAAAAAAGAAGAAGUUAAUUUUACCGUUCUUAUGCAAUGAUAUAAGUUAAAGUAAAAUACAUUUGGUCCCAGUGAAAGUAAAUGUUGAAUAAGUUGAGAAAUUAUAUUUCUUUUCCCUCUUGAAAUGCUUUACAGGCUGUUUAGGUCCCGAAUGAAAACAUCCAGCGCCUUGAAAAACUAUUCUUACUCCUUGAGCCCCUCUACAUCUUGUCGUGUUACAACCAUAAAUGCAAUUUAUUGGAAUUUUACAUGAUAAAGCAACAAAUUCAUUUAAAGGUUUCAGAGUUAAAGGAGAGUUUAUGCAAAUCCACAGCAAGCAUUUAGGAUUUUAUAAUUAGUAACUCAUUUAUCCUCUCAUCCUUCUUGUGUCGAACUCCAGGUGAUUCUUCCCUGUCUGUGCUAAACAAAAGCAUCCUCGCAGCAUGACGCUGCCACCACCAUGUUUCACUGUGGGCCUGGUGCUUUCAGGGUGACAUGCAGCAUUAGUUUACCACAAAACAGUUGUAAUUUUGUAAAGAAAAUUAAAAACACGCAUAUGAAUUCUGUUUACUAAUUAAAUGGUGUUUUUAAGGAUUUUUAUCAUGGACUAUCAGAGUAAAAGGUGCUAAAUACUGAUAUAUGACUCUCAUUUCAAUUACAUUAAAGUUUAUGGAUGUAACGUGACAAAAUGUGGAACAGUUAGUAAUUUUUCCAAGGCACAGACAUGUUCAGUGAGAAAAAUCCUGGAAAUAUGUGGUGCAGCCGCAGCAGUCUGAGACAGGUGAAAGGUUAGACCGUUUCCACAUCCUUUCAGACUGGUAGUUGAAUAUUUCAAUCCUUCGAUUCCUAAAAGAUUUCCCUCUUUGAUUGGCUGUGGAUCAGAUGCUUUGGUGUGAAGCAGGUAAACAGUGGCAUGCUGUUAUUUUAUGUACAGGGAUAACUGUAAAUGUCCAGACGCACUGAAGCCCAUCCUCUUUGUUCAGUAUGGAAACUCGUGCAUUGAUCUCUAUCUGUGGAUUAAAUAUUAAAACAUAAUUGUGUGCCGAACGCAA